Pseudopodoces humilis (Tibetan ground-tit) is the source of this 3699-nucleotide messenger RNA. Lineage: Eukaryota; Metazoa; Chordata; Aves; Passeriformes; Paridae. The record is from RefSeq and is a predicted model, not a curated record.
CGCCGCGGCCUCCUCCCGGCCGCCAUGGCCGCGCCCGCCGCGGGGACCGAGCUGCCCGUGCCCGAAUCAGGUGCAGUUUUCACAUUUGGGAAAAGCAAAUUUGCAGAAGAUAUUCCUAGCAAGUUCUGGUUCAAAAAUGACAAGCCUGUACUUAUAUCAUGUGGAGAUGAACAUACAGCUAUUAUUACAGGGAAAGGUAAACUAUACAUGUUUGGCAGUAACGACUGGGGCCAGUUAGGACUAGGAUCAAAGAACACUGUCAGCAAACCGACGUGUAUUAAAGCUUUAAAACCAGAAAAACCAAAACUUGCUGUUUGUGGAAGAAACCACACUUUAGUUUACACAGAAAAAGGAAAUGUUUAUGCUGCUGGAGGUAACAGUGAAGGCCAGUUGGGAUUAGGUGACACAGAAGAAAGGACCACAUUUCAUUUAAUUAGCUUUUUUACCACGCAGCACAAGAUCAAGCAACUAUCAGCUGGAUCAUACACCUCAGCAGCAGUAACUGAGGAUGGGAAGCUCUUUGUGUGGGGUGAUAAUUCAGAAGGUCAGAUUGGCCUGGCCAGUGAAGCCUCUGUCAGUGUCCCCUGUAAAGUGGAUAUUGGAAAACCUGUUUCCUUUGUAUCCUGUGGAUAUUAUCAUUCUGCCUUGAUUACAGGAGAUGGUGAGCUCUAUACUUUUGGAGAACCUGUGAAUGGGAAACUGGGAUUAUUCCCUGAACAGCUGAAGAACAAUAGAGUUCCACAGCCUGUACUGGGAAUUACGGAAAAGGUUAAUAAGGUUGCUUGUGGUGGAGAACACACUGUGGUGCUGACAGAGACAGAUGUUUAUACUUUUGGACUUGGACAAUACGGGCAGCUGGGACAUGGAACUUUUGUGUUUGAAAGUUCAGUACCGAAGUCUGUGAAACACUUGAGGAGGCAUAAAAUAUGUAACAUUGCAUGUGGGGAAAAUCACACUGCUGUGAUAGCAGAGAAUGGCCUCAUGUUUACUUUUGGAGAUGGACGACAUGGCAAGUUAGGAUUUGGAGAACAGAGUUUUACAAAUCUGUUUGAUCCCACCCUGUGUUACAAUUUCUUGAAGUUCACAGUUCUUUUGGUUGCUUGUGGGGGUUGUCACAUGCUGGUUUUUGCUGCUCCAAGACCUAAAGGAUCUGAGGUAGUCUUGGAAGAUUUAUGUGAGCCUCGUUUGACUGCUACUCUCCCUAAAAUGAGUGGGGACUUUGUACUAGCAAACACUUUACAAUUAUCGGCAGCACGGAUACGACGUCGAGAGAGGGAAAGGUCACCAGAGCAGUUUGUUCGAAUGGCACAAACUCUGCCUCCAAUGGGGGAAAGCUCCUUAAAAUCCUCAUUGCCUGUGACAAGCAACACCAGCCCAUUCUGGUUUUCUGCAAAAAGUCAUCCUAAAGCUGAAUCUGUAAGGGAUGGAGACCAUGAAAAAGAAAAUAACCAUCAAACAGAUAAACCUGGUGAAGUCUCUUCAGAUCAAGAUUCAGAUAAUGAAAAUAUUGACAGAAACCUUGGGGAUACAACUGACAUCCUAAAUAUGACACACGCAAUGAAGUUGAAUCCUGGUGACUGGUCCUUAAAAUUAUCACCACUCCAAAAACAGAAGAAGAACAAUAAAAAUGUGAAACUGAAAAGAGAUGGUAAGGGUGGGCUGGAAAACAAGGAUUCUGAUUUCACAAAGGAGGGCUCAGUGUCAGAGUCUGUAUCUUUACAAAAGCAAUCUUCACUUUCAGAGUCACCUGGACAAGAUUUAGAAAACAGUAGUGCCUUUAUAGGGAAGCCUGUGGCCAGAAAACGUAUAAAGAAAGGUGAAUCUGAGCAUGCACAAAGUGAUACUGCUUUGAAAAGUGGUGCUCAAGAAAUUACUGAUGAAAAAAGUGUAUUAGUGAAAACAGAAAAAGAGUGUGUGGAAAAUCCUGAAUUUUUCAAAGAGGAUGGGACAUAUAAUCUUCCCACUGAAAAUCAAAUUCUGACUGAAAAAAUAAAUUCUUCCAAUAAAAAGCCAAAAGCUGUUAAAUCUAAGCAAUCCCUUAAAAUAGAGGUACUUCCUUCUGCUCCCAGGGAUCAGCCCCAGACUGAUUCAUUAGUUGUACAAGAAUACAUUCCUGUUAAAAAGCAAGGGAGUCAGAAAACAACAGAAAGUCAAAUCAAAUUAGAGAAUGGUAUUGAAAAAUCUGACAAGUGCGAAAGAAUGAAUGUCACAGGAGAAGAAAGUGGUGCAGAACAGAAGGAGCUUAAAAAAACCCAUCAGUUUCUGAAACAAAUAUCUGUAACUUCAUCUUCAACUGAGGAAAGUACUAAUGAUCUCCAAAAAUACAUACUUAAGGAAGAGGUCCAUUAUGAACACAGAGUUGUCCAGAGGGCAAGGAGAACAGUGACACAUCUGGACUUAGAGAAAGACAGUGAGAUUGAGGAGAUGAAAGCUACAAACAAUGAGAAAAAAUGUGUAGAACAGACUGAUUUAAAAAGCCUGAAUGAGGAGGAAACAAGCUCUGAUGCUAAAUCUGAUGAAGACAGGCCAUUAGAAAUUAAGAAUGAGGAGGAAUCUGAUCAGGAGCAGGAGAACGAGGGCAGUGAAAAGGGUGAAAGUGAAAAAGAAAAACUGGAUGAAACAAUUGACAGUGAAGGUAAACAAGGGGAGGAAGAAGAGAGUGAGGUUAAAAAAGAUAGAGAUGAAGUUUCAGUAGAAAAAGAUGAAGAGGGAAAAGAUAAUGAGGAAGAAAAUGAAGAAUCACAGGCUGAAAGAGACAGUGGGAAUGAGGGUGCAGAGGAGAUUGAAGAGGUCAGCCUGCAAGAUGGCAAAGAUCAAGGAGAUGAGCAAGGCAGGUUGAUAGAGGAAGAAGAAAUGUUGAGUGAGGGAGAAAAGGAGGAUAUGGAGGAGAAGUAUGAGAAAGAGGAAGGCACUGAAAAAGAAAAAGAGCAGGUCAAAAAAGCAGAAGAGGAAGGAGAAGAUGAAAAGGAUGAAGAAGAACACAAAGAGAGGGAGAAUGUAAAAGACAAAAAGGGUGAAGAGGAGGAUUUGGGAGAAUCAUUGUCAGGGAGGGAAGAAGAGGUAUCUGAAGAAGAACAGUAUGAGAAAGAUGCAAAUACAAAAACUAGGGAAGUGGGUGAGGAAGGAAUGGAAGAAGAAAAAGAUGGGGAGGAUGAAGUGGAAGAGGGAACAGAGGAUGAGAAAGAGGAAGGAACAGAGGCAGAAGCAGAAGGGGAGGAGGGGGAAGAUGAUGAAAAGGAAGAAGGGGAGGAAAAUGAAGAGGAAGGGGAAGAUGAAGAGGGAGAAGGAGAGGAAGAAGAUGAGGGAGGAGGGGACGAAGAAGAGACUGUUGGAGAAGAUGAGGGAGAACGGGGAUUGGGAGAAGAAGAUGAGGAAGAAGGAGUAGAAGCAGACGGAGUGGAAGAAGAGGGGGAUGAGGAAACAGUAGAGGAAGAAGAGGUAGAGGAGGAAGAAGAGGUAGAAGAGGGAGAAGAGGAAGGGCAGGAAGAAGAAGGGGAAGAGGGGGAAGAAGAGGAAGAGGGUGAAGAGGAAGAAGAAGAAGAGGAAGAGGGGGAAGAAGAAAAAGGAGAAGAGGGCGAGGAGGAAGAAGAAGAAGAGGGAGAGGGGCGAGAAGGUGAAGAGGAAGAGGGGGAAGAAGAUGAAGAGGAAGGGAAUGUAGGAGAGGAGGAAGAGGAUGAGGGAGAAGAAGAUGAGGGUGAG